AUGGAGCACCUAAUACGCCUGUACCAGGGAGAGCUGAAUACACAGCCAGCCAUAACACAAGUUCUGACCAUCGCUACCAUGCUACUAGCCGGUGACAUCAUCUCCCAGACCUUUUUCCAGCAGAAGACAACCUUCGACGCGAGGCAGGCUGUCAACUUCUUUAUCAUCGGAUUGUUCUACAGCGGCCCUCUCGGUGUGGCUUGGUUCGGUCUUGUGGAACGACUCGUCGUCAAGGAUGGGGUGGCGGCCGUUGUCAUCAAGGUCCUCGCCGGCCAGCUCAUGUUCUCUCCGCUGUUUACGCUAGGCCUACUGGUCUUCUACGGCCUUCUCAAGGGAGAGUGCUGGAUGGACAUCAUGAAGAGCAUAAGGACCAAAUACGUUGCUCUGAUGAUAUCGAGGUACAUGGUGUAUCCUGUGGCGCAGUUCGUCAACUUCGAGUUCGUGCCCGUCGUCUAUCGUCCUAUGUUCGGGGUUGUCCUCGGGUUCUUCUGGAACAUAUACCUCUCCCGGAAAACCAACCAGGUUGAGGACGAACCCCCAAUCGGUCAGGUUCAGAAAGACUCGUUUGAAUCAGACUAA
This is a messenger RNA of Ixodes scapularis (black-legged tick), 579 nucleotides long. Its product is annotated as mpv17-like protein. The transcript has a single exon. Gene Ontology annotation, cellular component: cytoplasm; membrane. The coding region runs from base 1 to 579 and encodes 192 amino acids. The record is from RefSeq and is a predicted model, not a curated record. Lineage: Eukaryota; Metazoa; Arthropoda; Arachnida; Ixodida; Ixodidae.